AUGACAGGGACGCGACGAGUGAGAUCGAGUGGCCUGUUGCUGUUCGCAGCAGUUGCUGCUGCUGGUGCCGCCGCCGCUUCUGCUCAGUAUGCUACGUCGCAGAAGAUGGACGAGGCUAGCGGAAAUCCCCAGCUGCAUGAGGAGGCGGCUGUGGUGCCCCCUGAAAAUGCGCCGCCAAGUUUGGGGGCCCCUAGAGUAUGGGAGGAGAAUCCUGGGAAGGGUGAAGGUAUGCAGGAUGCUCAAGAAAUUGCGGAGUUCGAGGGAGCUGCGGAAGAAGGUGAGAAGGAGACAGAGGUGAAGGAUCGCAUGGACGGCAGGCUGAUGACUCCCGCACAGCGCAGGGUCGGCCCUGCCUAUAGUAAUAAUCAGCUGGCAGGAUUGCCUAAUGCGGGUUGGGAGGGGAACACGCCGCAGCCGGCCAAGCCCGCUCGCCAGUGGGCAGAGGGCAAUGGGGAGGCAGGCAGGGAGUGGACACGGGCCCUGCGCAGUGCAGGGAGUUCAAUUAGGCGUAUCUCUCGCCGCGUCUAUCAGCGAAGUGAGGAUUACUGGAAGGAGCCCCGUCGGCGGCGAGCUUUAAUAUACUUUGCUACAGUUACUGUUAUGGCUGUGGCUCUGGCUUUUGCGGAGCACCGCACACGCCUGCGCGCUGCGGAGGGGCAGCAGCUACGGGAGCGGGAGGCGUUCAUGAUGGACAUCGAAAGAGAUAUUGCGAUGGAAGCGGAAGCUGUAAAGAAGGGGUUGGCCGAAGCUGAUGCAAUCAAAGAAGAACAAGAACGCGCCACUGAGCUUCUCGCUAAGGAACAAGCAGCUGUGGAGAAGCAUCGCGCACACCUGCGGCGAAGAAUGGCGGCGUUACAGGAGGAGCAGCUGGCACUCAGCGUGCGGAAAGCUAAGUCGCAGUUGGCUUCUCUGCAGGAGCUGGAGGAGGAAGAAGAUAAACAACUGGUUCAAGAAAAGUUGCUUGAGAUCCGAGAACAAGCCAACACUCUCUUCUGGCAUGACGAGGAGGGGCGCAAGAAAGCAGCCGCUGCGCUCACCAAAAUGUCGGUACUUGAAGUCGAAGUGCGAUCGCAUUACAACAGUUUGCUGCGAAUGAUGGAUAUGAGUUCGUGGACCCCAGAGGUGCGCCAGCAGGCGAUGUGGCUGAAGGAACAGCUCCGGGACUCCGUCGCCGAUCUCGAGAUUCAAGUGCAUGAAGCGAUCCUUGCUUUCACAGACGACUUAUGGGUGGCAAUGGCGGAGCGCAAACUUCUCCUAGAUCCUGGUUCCAAGGAGCAAAUACGCCGGGGAAUUGAAAGGCAGUGGCCUGUUCAGGCCAAGCAUCAGCGGAUAGUCGCCGAGAUGCAAGACGAAGGGAGGGAGGCUUUGGAAGCCAAGAGACGCGAGAUCGCCACGGUUAAGAACCUACUGGACUACCACAUGACGAAUCAGCAACGGGAGCAGAUGUCAGCGCUUCUCUUUGGCUUGAUGAGCACGGAGUUGUACCAAGAGAGCUUCCUGCGCGUCCUCGACGCAGACGUGGCGAGACACCUGGACCGCCGCGCUUGGCUAUCAAAGAUGCAACGCCUGCUUGGCGAAGCAGAAGAGCGAGCCCAGGCAGCAAUGGAAUCCUGGGGUACGGAACGCGCGGCGUUGGCGGAACUCAAGGGGAAGGUCAAGGGCAUCAGAACCAUCUUGGCUUCUCUAGACGACACAUUGGACCUUUGCUUUACGGUUCACGAAACUUGGUACAAGAAGUGGGGCACCGGUGAGCCAUCGGGGUGA
Eimeria maxima is the source of this 1764-nucleotide messenger RNA. RefSeq lists its product as hypothetical. The record is from RefSeq and is a predicted model, not a curated record. The coding region runs from base 1 to 1764 and encodes 587 amino acids. NCBI's taxonomy places the organism in Eukaryota, Apicomplexa, Conoidasida, Eucoccidiorida, Eimeriidae. The transcript has a single exon.